ACCCAUUUGAACAAUUGGAAGUAAGCGGCAUAUUCGAACAGGCUGCAUCACUUACGAUUUUCUACUAAUUUCUCUCAAAUAACCGACGUAAGGUGUAAAAAAGGACAUUUCUUCUUGUUUACGCUUUAUGUUCAUGUUAUGUUAUUCUGAGCUAUGAAGUGAUGUGUUGUUGUCACUUUCAUUCACCAUUUUACUAUUCUGUCUCAGACAUAUGUCUUCAAUUAAAAGAAAUCUUCCAUGAGAAUUAAUUGUUUCUGCCGUUUGCUUCAUAUAACCAUCACAACCAGUUUCAUACCUUGAAAAUUUUCCAAUUCUCUCCUCAGAGAUAUUCGUAAUUUUAGCUUGUAUUUUAGUUCUUUCAGUUGUGAUCUAGAUCCAUUUUUAAUUACAAAACUUGGAGUCAUCUAAAUCCAUCUGUUAGUUUGGAGCCAUUUACGAAAAAUUCUGCAACUUGUGGUUAUUUAGAAAAAAAAUGUCUCCGGAGAAUAUGGAUAAUAUUUGCACUCAAGAUAAACUUGUUUCGGCACAAAAAGUUAGUAAAGCAGCUCGUCGUCGUGAAAAACGAGCUGCUCUUCAACAUGCUCAACAGACAGCUGCUUUAAUGAAUAUACAAUCAGAUAGAUCUAAUAGUCUUCGAUCUGUUGAAAUGAAAAAGUUAGAAAAAGAACUUUCAGCCCGUCACCUAUGUUUAUUUGAAGUUCCUUCAGAUGGAGAUUGCCUUUAUCAGUCAAUUGGGCAUCAAUUAAAAAUUCGGAAUUAUCCAUUACACACAUUAAUAGGAAAGAUUGAAAUGUCUAAUCCAGAAAUUCUUAAUGAUAUUACUACCGAUCUGACAAUGAAACAAGUAGUGAAAAUUUUGCGUCAUCUUGCAUCGUAUCACAUUCGCAAAAAUAUGGAUGAUUUCCUACCAUUUUUGUUCAACCCAGAUUCUGGAGAACCAAUGAGUAUAGCUAAUUUUGAACAAUAUUGUGACAAUAUAGAAAAAAUAUCAACGUGGGGUGGACAAAUUGAAAUCCGUGCCUUAUCUACAAUGCUUCAACUUCCUAUUGAAAUAUUACAAGCUGAAGGAGUCCCGUUAAUUAUUGGAGAAGAGUUUUCUGAAGAGCCACCAAUCACUAUUGUAUACCACCGUUACGCGUUCGCUCUCGGUGAACACUACAAUUCCUGUUUAAAGAAGCACGAAUUUCAAUGAUGAUUCUUAAGAGAAGAAUGAUAAAGGACUUCCAUGUAAAUAAUAAUUACUUAACCAUUGCGUAUAUUAUAACUGUGCUAAUAUUAUUAUUUGAUCAAGAUUAACAUUCGUUUUUCAAAGAGAAAGAGACUCUAAAAUGUAAUAUAGUUCCAUUGGGGUUCAAAAUUUAUUUUAUUUAGUAAUAACUCUUUACUGGAAUAAAAUACAACACUGCGGAUUUCACUAUAUUUUGUAAAUGUUCUAAUUUUCGUUGAAAUUUGAGGAGCAUUUCAUUUGUUUUGUAUAUUUCUUGUAAACAAUUUUAUAUAUUUGUGCUGCGACAAUUUACCAUUGUCACCAUAUUAGGGUGGGGAGGCUUUCAAGCCACUAGAUGGUGUAGCUUUAAUGUACUACUAUGUAUCUCUAGGCAAUUGUACUCUCCCAAUUAACUGUAAAUUAGGAUUAAGGCUAGCAGUUAAUAAACAAAUAGAUUCUAUAUGUCCAUUUUAAC
Schistosoma guineensis is the source of this 1682-nucleotide messenger RNA. The record is from the annotation of a GenBank genome assembly. Lineage: Eukaryota; Metazoa; Platyhelminthes; Trematoda; Strigeidida; Schistosomatidae.